Molecule: messenger RNA, 2494 nt
Organism: Nicotiana attenuata
Lineage: Eukaryota; Viridiplantae; Streptophyta; Magnoliopsida; Solanales; Solanaceae
Product: protein DETOXIFICATION 48-like
Exons: 2
Coding region: 877-2382 (501 amino acids)
Biological process (GO): xenobiotic detoxification by transmembrane export across the plasma membrane
Cellular component (GO): membrane
Molecular function (GO): antiporter activity; xenobiotic transmembrane transporter activity
Source: RefSeq, a predicted model, not a curated record
AUCGCUUGUAAGCGGUAGUUAUUCUUCUUUUAGUUUACUUUGGUAAAUGAUGUAUUCUAACUAGUUGUUGCAUGUGGCAUUGUUACUUUAUCUUUUUUUUCUUUCUAAGUUGCUAAUUCACUGUUGCCAUAUAUAGCAGUUGACUUUGAAAUAAAUAAUCUGAAAGUGUUAACUUUUAAAAUAAUUUGUUUUUUGUUGGUAAAGAUGGUGUUCUAGUUGCAUAUCUUGACUAUUCUAUCAACCUACCGAUAUUUAAGCAAAUGAUAUUGUGAUAUUUUUUAAAAAAAAAAAUUAAACUGAAAAGUAAAAAUGUGAAGCAACAGAAGGCAGAGAAUCUAAAUGACGAAGAGAUGUGAUGACAGCUUACUGAAAUUUGGCAUUUGCAUGGAAUCCAACAAAAGAUUUGGCUUCAAGUCCAGAAAUGACAAAGGUCUUCCCCAUGUACACCUUCCACCUUAUCUUUCCUGUGUCUCACUCACUCCAUUUUAAACCACCGAACUCACCACUCACCCACUGGUACAUAUCAACGCUAUGCGUACAUUUGCUCGUUAAAUAGAAGGUGAAAGGAGUGUUCAUUGCAAAGUCGGAUGAACUUGGAUCUCUUCUGUAUACUCUAUAUUUCUAUCACAAUUCACACAUGACAACUUCCAUUUGCUCUGUUCCGCUUGUACAUUCAAUGUGUCCUCUGUAGUUACUAUUUCUUUCCGUCUCUUUGAGUCACAAAGCAAUUAAUACGAAAAAGCAAGUAGGCGGCGUAAUUCAUAAAGCAAGAAGAUACAAUAUCUGCAUUUAUAAACUCGUAGGAGAACUUUACUAGUGGAGUCGCCAAUUCUGUCACACCCUUUUUCACCAAUCAUCGCUCCGAUUCUAACCCUGAUGGCUCUAGCAACUUCAACGCCUCUGCUGAUGGAUCCGAGUAUUCCGAGAUUGAAAGCAACUCAUGCAGGUGAUGAACAAGAACAGAAGCAUCGACCAACCAUUUCAGAGGUUGUGGAGGAGAUCAAACUGCUGUAUUCCAUAGCCUUACCCAUCAUCGCUGCUGGAUUGCUAAUAUAUGGAAAAUCAAUGAUAUCAAUGCUGUUCAUGGGUAGAUUAGGUAAAGAAGCACUUGCUGGCGGGUCUUUGUCUAUUGGCAUAGCCAAUAUCACAGGCUACUCUGUUCUUUCUGGUCUUGCUAUGGGUAUGGAAGCCAUAUCUUCUCAAGCUUGUGGUGCUAAGCAAUGGCCUCUUAUGGGUCAAGCUCUCCAACGUACAAUCUUGAUUCUGUUAUUUUCAUCCAUCCCCAUAUCUCUCUUGUGGCUAAAGAUCGAACCUUUACUUCUUUUGUGUGGCCAAGAUCCAACCAUUUCAUCCAUUGCUUCUACUUAUCUAUCAUUCUGUCUCCCUGAUCUUUUCUUUCAGUCCCUUAUCAAUCCUCUCAAAAUCUAUUUGCGAACUCAAAAUGUUACUUUCCCUCUUACGUUGAGUGCUGCUUUUUCCCUUGCCCUGCAUGUGCCUAUCAACUAUUUCCUCAUCUAUCACCUUGGCCUUGGCAUUAAAGGCGUUGCUAUGGCUGUAGCCAUAGCUGAUUUCAAUCUACUUAUCGUCCUUUUUCUUUAUGUUAGUCUUUCUGGUGUUCAUAGAAAAUCUUGGCAAGGUUGGUCCGCGGAAUGCUUAGAUGGGUGGAGGCCAAUUUUGAGUCUUGCAAUCCCAAGUUGCAUUUCUUUAUGCUUAGAGUGGUGGUGGUAUGAAUUGAUGAUAUUAUUAUCAGGGGUGCUUUUUAAUGCUGCUGAAGCUGUGUCCACUAUGGGAAUUCUCUUGCAGGCAACUUCACUUGCUUAUAUAUUUCCCUCGGCUUUGAGUUUAGCUGUUUCUACAAGGGUAGGGAAUGAGUUAGGAGCCAAUCGACCUAAUAAAGCAAAGACUUCAUGUCAUGUAGCAGUUUUAUGUGCCAUAUUUAGUAGCUUCAUAGCAAUGCUAUUUAUGUCAACAUUAAGAAAUGCUUGGGGCAAGGCUUUUACGGACGAUGAAGCUAUUUUGUCGCUGACGGCGGCGGCAAUGCCGGUGGUGGGGUUGUGUGAAUUGGGCAACUGCCCACAGACCACCGGCUGUGGUGCUUUGAGGGGCAGUGCAAGGCCAGCUCUGGCUGUUCAUAUAAACUUGGGCUCUUUCUAUGGGGUUGGGUUGCCUCUGGCGAUUGUAUUGGGCUUUGUCAUGAAAAUGGGCUUGUUGGGCCUGUGCAUGGGCUUGCUGGCUGCUCAAGCUGUUUGUGCAUUUCUCAUGAUUUUUAUAUUGAGUAGAACGGAUUGGUUGAUGCAAGCUGAGAGAGCCAGAGAUUUGAUUGGUAUGGAUGAGGAGGAUAAAACUGAGGAUAAAACUAUAUCAAUAAAAACGGUAUGCUAGAAAGUAACUUUAUUUAUCCCUUUUCCUUGUAUACUGAUAAUUUUAAGAAUAGACAGGGGUAUGUAUCUUCCUUUUUUUCUAUUUAUUGACCUUUUUUUGUUUCUUUGUUUUA